Molecule: messenger RNA, 5730 nt
Organism: Pongo pygmaeus (Bornean orangutan)
Lineage: Eukaryota; Metazoa; Chordata; Mammalia; Primates; Hominidae
Product: store-operated calcium entry regulator STIMATE
Exons: 3
Coding region: 5280-5528 (82 amino acids)
Biological process (GO): tissue regeneration; chondrocyte differentiation; chondrocyte proliferation
Cellular component (GO): membrane; cortical endoplasmic reticulum; nucleus
Molecular function (GO): calcium channel regulator activity
Source: RefSeq, a predicted model, not a curated record
UGCAAGGAAGGAGUUGUGUUUGUUGUCGUCCCAGACAGUGUUAUGAGGGACCUGAGGCCCUGCCCCGUGUCCGACCGAGUGGCAAGGUGGAGGGAAGCACAGGCACACAGACCGUGGGUGGGUCUCCUCACCGCAGCUGUGGGCAGUGCGAACACAUAACGCCCUUGGGCUAAAAGUGACUCGUUGACCAAGUUGGAACCGGAAUGCUUUCUUACUCGAAAUGUCUUUUGUAACUAUUGAUUUCUGAAGCUGGUUUUAUGAGCUCUGACAGUGUUACCAGGUUGGGGGUAUGUGUUUAUUUCCUACAAAGUACUUACGGGACUAAUGGGCAAAACAGAGAUUUUUAAGUCUUCCGUAUGCUGUUUGACUUUUAUAUUUUUAAGUUAUAUUUUCAUACUAUUGUAUUUAAAAACUCUUUUUAAUCCCCAAAGAAAUGGGUUUAUUUGCCUUUCAUGGGGUGUGGGCUGGCAGGAGGAAAAGUCGGGAGUUUUUUAUUUGGAAUAUUAUUAGAUGAUGCCCUAUGAUAAGAUGAGACAAAUGAUUGAGGAGGGAAGGAGGAUGGCCCUUCUCUAGAAUCAGCAAACCCAGUGGUUCUGUGAAGGUCAGACCCAAGCUUGGAGCAGCUGGUCUGGAUGCAGAUCCAGGAGCUGCAGAGUGUGUGGAACAGGAAGGGCUCUGCCGAGGGCCCACAAGCUCUAGCAUUCCUGCUGGCAGAUUAGAGAUCUUAAAUUUGACCAAGAAAGGAACUUAGCUAAGAGGUCUUUGUGUCCAGAGGACCCAAGACUACCAGACUUCUGUGCAGUCUGCCUGUCUGCAGAGCCUCCAAUCACGGUUUAAAGAGGUCUCAGCCUCUCAGCCCCCACUGCUGCAGCCUUCAGAGCCAGCCUCUGGACUCAGCGCCAGGAGCCUCUUCUCCUGCUGCCCUGGUACCUGUCAUCCUAGUGUCACCUAUUUGUUUUGCACAGCAUUCUGGAGAACAUCUGCCUCACAAAGUGAUCCUGUUUUUCUCACCCUCCAAAGCUGAGGUGGCUAAGGGAGGCAGGGGUGAGAGAGCUCACUCUCUAAACCACAGGCAGGGCAAGGUGCUUCUAGGCCGUGUCCCCUCCCUGGGGAAUGGUCACUACUCCUCAGCAUGGCCACAGGCCCCUGUGGUUUUGGGAGUUUGCUGAGUGACUGUGGAAUGGGCUGACCCCAGCCGUUUCCCUGCUGUGGAAGCAGCAAGGUAGGGGCACUGCUCAGUGGUUUGUCAAGCUCAGAGGCAGCCACGGAUGGUUAGGAACAGGAAGCCAUACUGCUAAGGUGUAAUGAGCUAAAAGGGAGACAUCCUGGACUUCAAGUGAGACAAGUGCAAAGGAGGCCACUCCACUUAGGACCUUCCUUUUAGACCUGCAUGAACAUGUGUUUCACUUAAGCACAUUGGGUCCGAAUUGUGGCGCAUGAACCCAGCUGUUAAACCAGGUACCCUGGGACUGCCCUCUGCCUCUCAGAGCCCUGCCUGUCCUGGACUUGAAGGCAAAACAUCAGGCAGGCCUUCUCAGCCCAUCUUCGCAGGAGUGCAGAGCCAGGGUGCUGAGAGGAGCAGGGAGUGUAACUACAGUAGGAGGCAACUUUGCUGGUGUCAUUCCUGCUCGGAUUGACUGUGCUCCCUCCCAUCCAUCCACAGCUAUGGUAGCCAGUAUUUCCCCAGCAGCUCUCUAGUGGGGAAGAGUGGCUGGAACCAGGCCAUUCUCAGUCGAAUUUGGGAAGACCAAGACUCAUGUUCCUGACAGGACGGUCAUUCCCUCAUGGCAUCACCGACUCAGUUCUAAUUCCUCCUCUCCUAUUUCAUUUUGGUUUGAACAACCUGUGCCUGCAGCUGUUUCUUCCACCUUCCUGGAGCUCACAAUCGGAGCUUCAUGUUCAGUCUUGAGCUCCUAAUGUUUCCAAACAGGGCAGGAGAUAGGAGAGCCAUAAUCUGUGAAAGCUGUGAAACAAACCCUGGGUUAUGUAGACCUCAGAUGGUCUCAUCUGAAGGCUUGGCCCACUUCCCAGUGAGCAGAGGGUUUGGGGAACAAAGAAGUAGCUGAGGAGUGAUGGUUUUUCCCUGUAUCCUGAUUUUCACAAAGGGCUUUAGUCUCUGAGCUGCAGCUAGUACCUGGCUAGCUGACCAGGGGACGGGGGUCUAAUAGAGUGUCUGACUAUAGGGCACCUCUCGUGUUUGGCCUUCCCUUUCUUGUGUGUUUGUGUGUGUGUGUGCACGCGCACUUGCACACACAUGUACACACACAAAUCUGUAUCCCCAGGAGUGCCUCCUGCAGUCACUGGGGGCUCUUCCGUGGUGUACCAUCCCAUGAGAGCAGAUCAGAGGGCUGUGGUCAGGACUUCCUCCUAAGCUGCCCUCCCUCCCUACGAUGAGUUUCCUCUCCACCUGCUCCAAGGUGCCUUAUGAGGUGCAGCUCUUCACCUGGCCACAUGGCAUCCAUCACCGUGUUGAGAAAUGAUGGGACAUUAGCUGGUUAUUGUGUGCUAUCAGUCUGAUUUGUCCAAAUCUGGACCUCAGCCAAGCCACCUGUGGUGGAACCUUGCAAGUCAAGGUCAUGAACAAAUUUCUUGUAACUAUUGGAAAUAAACUAAUGAGGUAGAACUGUCGUAUCCAAAUGGAAGAGGUGGUUGGUACUGUUAACUUCCUUUUGCUGUCAGAGGGUUGUUGACAAUGGCAAGGGGGGAUGUGAGUGAGAUCCAGGUGGUGGUGGCUUCUUGGUCCACUCAGCUUGCACACUUGCAAGAGGAGGGUCUGUGGCCCCUCGGCCAUGCUGGUGGCCUCCUUCCUCAAGCUUUAACUUGUGUCCUCCCUGGCAACAGGGAGUCAUGAGUUAAUGUCACCUGUCAUGCCUCUUUCUUCAGGGAAAAUAUUAAAAGGCUCAAAUCCAAGCUGUGACUUCCCUUAGGCAGUGUAAGCCUGUAGGGUGCAGCCCCAAGUUUAUGUCCAAAGGCUGCCUCAGAACCCUGGAGGGAGCAGCGCCCAGCUGGCAGCUCACUCUGCCCUUGCAGUUCACUGGCCUUUUCGCAGCCAGGCUAAGAUAGGCAGUGCAAGGAGCUUCCCACUGGCCAGAGCAGCUGCCUCGUAGAAUGUGGGGCUGGCUUUUAGAAGUUUCACACGCUUGCAGCUAAGAGUGCAGAGCUCUCUGUUUUACUUCGUGAAACAUUGGCAGCUCUGAGGGGCUUGGCUUUUGGUAAGGGACUUAUGGUCUGACUUGCCACAAGCACCUUGAGCUCCUGGGUUGGUUGGUGGUUGGUUGGCUGGGUUGUUUUAAAUUUGAUUUUUAUUUUCCUGAAGUUUGUUAGAAGUCAGACCUAUGUGAGCAAAACCAUGGCCCACUUCAGCAGCCAUCCAGUUGGGGGUGCUUAAUCGGUGGUGGUAGGAUUCAUGGAAACGUUUUUUUGAAAUGAAAGAGAUGAUGUACUUACGUUGUAAAAUGGUUUACAAUAAAAUUUGGCAUCUUAUUACAGUUUUUUAAAAAAGAAACCAUCACAUUUGUGGUUGUUGGUUGUGGGUUCUCUGGAGUUGAAACAGCUUGGCAGGGUCAAAAAAGAUUCCUCUGUGAAUUAGAAGGUUCUCCCCAGGGACCGGAGUGAGCAGGAACCUUACGAAGCCUCAUGGCAGGAGUGGGAGCCAGCAGCCCAGUAAAAAGCCAAACAUGCUCUUGCCAUGUCCAUCUCCACUUCCUCGCUAGUGAGAAUUAAAGCAAGUCCGUCUCUGAGGAGGACAUCGUGUUGGGGAGGUAGAGUAUAAGCAGUGAGCAACCCACAUCCUUGUCCCUGAGGCUGUGGGGCUGGAAGGCAGGUCCCUGGGCAGAGCCACAGCGUCAGGUGCCAUCUGCAGGGGCACCCCUGGAGCUAGUGGAAGGCCCCCACGAGGCCUGGCCUGCCCUCGGCUGCCUCUUGGCUCAUGUGCCACAUCCUGGGCAUUCCUCAUGUCAGCACUUGUCUCAGAUCAAGCCUGGCAGUCCUCUCAUUGGCCUCCUGGAGCCAGGGUGGCAGGAGGGGAAUUGGGGUGGGGUUCAAAGUAUGACAGCAAUGGAGUGGCAUUUGGGAUAACCAAAUGUCAGUGCCUGGUUGGGUUCCAUCUGCCUGGAGCCUUCAAGGAUAAAAAUAAUCUCCAUCAUAAACUGAAAAGGACUUCGAUACGUGUGUUACUGGGAGGGCUGCGACCUCCUACGCACACCUAUUCCGCACACCCACCCCAGGCUUAGGCUCCUGGCCUGUGCCCUGGGGGAUCUUCCCCUUGCAAGGAGGGGCAUGUUAGGAGCUUCUAGCAAAGAAGAGCUAAGUGACCUUCUGGGGAGCCCUUUGGCCUGUUCUUGUCUCUGCAGCUUAGUACCUGGAGUGGGCUUCACUCUCCCCCAUCCUCUUUGAGCAACUGAAACUGUUCUGCAGGCCAGCCCCCCUGCGGUGGCCUCACCUACUCGAAGGCCUGAGCCUGAGUCUGUUUCCCACCUCUGUCUCAUCAGUGCUGUCACCAUCGAGCAUGGUUUCCUCCCUGGUCCUUUCCAGACCCCUUACUCCCCACUCGCUGAACUUGCAGUUGGAAUAGGACAGAGGACAAGGACAUCAGCAAAAACAUGAGCAACUCCCCAGGCUCCCUUUACCUCACUUUCUCCACCUGUGAACCUGUGCUAGCCCCUCUCUCUGAGUUUGCCACAAGGGCCCAGUGAGCUUGCCGUAAGCAGAUGCAGCAGACACGGGAAGCUCCUGCUCCGCCACCAUGCAGGGUUGGAAAAUCUCUCCACUGGAAUCCAGGGGAAGGGAUGGAAGAGGAAGAAAAACAAGCUUGGAGCAGUCCAAGCCGGCUAGGGCCCUCCAUUCCCUCAGGGACACCCCACACCCACCCCACACACUGGGAUGAACCCUUGCAGAGGAACAAUUCAGAUGGUCACACAUUCCAGGACCCAAAUCCGUAAACACAAAGCAUGUCCGCCAGUGCCAGCACCUCCCCCCGGCAAAUCAAGCAGCUGUCCCAGAGGGCACAGGGUCUCUGCAGCCAUCUGCUUUCAUCAGGGCUGCAGCCCCCAGGCAGCAGUACUGGGAGCCCCUCUCAUCUCCGAGAAUAAACUCUGAAGCCAGCGACCCUGUGGACCUGAAUCAUCAGGGAGCCUGUCAGAGGAGGGGCAGUGACUCUCUGGGACAAGCAAGCAGGCUAUAUAAGUUUCAGAAGGCUGGGCUCCACUCAGAUCUUUUCCAGCGGCUGCUGCCUGCCAGAGAGGCGCCUUCAGAGACCCAGCACUUACACAAUACCCACCAUGUCCCAGGCUGGUGCUCAGGAAGCGCCUAUCAAGAAGAAGCGCCCCCCUGUGAAGGAGGAGGACCUGAAGGGGGCCCGAGGAAACCUGACCAAGAACCAGGAAAUCAAGUCCAAGACCUACCAGGUCAUGCGAGAGUGUGAGCAAGCUGGCUCGGCCGCCCCGUCAGUGUUCAGCCGCACCCGCACAGGCACCGAGACUGUCUUUGAGAAGCCCAGAGCCGGACCCGCCAAGAGUGUCUUCGGCUGAGAAGCGCGCGCCACUCCCCUUGCUGCCCGAAUGCUCGGAAACAGGAGCCUUUCCCGGGAACUCUUUUUUAUGCCAGAACACUUCCUCUCCCCUGCUAUCUCUGGGGCUGCCACCCUCCCCCACAGUCCAGGCCCUUCAGCCAAGGGCUCUGCACCAGCACUUUGGAAGCACUAAUAAAGAGGAUGCCCGCGUGGCCCCAGCA